AUGACAACCUACAAAUAUAUAGAAGGCAAAACUGUUGCAAUUAUCGGUUGCCCUUUUAGUGGCGGACAGCCAAAAGAAGGCGUCGAUGAAGGACCAUUGAAAAUGAUAGAAUACGGUUUAAUACCCCAACUUCAAGAAAUGGAUUGGGAUGUAGAAUUUGAUGGUCAUUAUAGACUUACAGAUCUUCGGCCAGCCAAGGAUCCAAAUAUAGGGAAACUCAAGAGACCUCUUUAUGUUUCACGGGUAGCUCAAACUGUAGCUAAAACUGUUGAAUCACAUCUUAGAAAACGUCAAUUGGCGCUGACUUUAGGAGGUGACCAUAGUCUUGCUAUGGGUACAGUAUCAGGAACUUUAGCAGUUUAUCCAAAUGCUUGCUUAAUUUGGAUUGAUGCUCAUGCGGAUCUCAAUACUCCCGAGAGCACAGAAUCUGGUAACUUACAUGGUUGUCCGGUAUCAUUUUUGUUAGGAAUCGCUGGUAAAGUACCGGGAUUCGAAUGGAUCAAACCAUUACUCACAGCCAAUAGACUUGUAUAUAUUGGAUUGAGAGACGUUGAUCCACCAGAAAAAUUACUCUUAAAAAAACAUGGUAUAAAAGCAUUCUCUAUGCACGAAGUAGAUAAAUAUGGUAUUGGUAAAGUAGUAGAAAUGGCUCUCGAUGCAGUAAAUCCUGAUCGAAGUUUACCUAUUCAUCUUAGUUUUGAUGUUGAUGCACUCGAUCCAAGUGUUGCCCCAAGUACAGGUACUCCUGUUCGUGGUGGGUUGACUUUCAGAGAAGGUCAUUAUAUCUGUGAAGCAGUUCAUGAAACUGGUAGCUUAGUCGCACUUGAUAUAAUGGAAGUGAAUCCUUCUCUUGCGGACGAAGCCAGUGUUUUUCAAACAGUAACGGUUGGAUGUUCUUUGGUUCGAUGCUGCCUAG
This is a messenger RNA of Diversispora eburnea, 916 nucleotides long. The record is from the annotation of a GenBank genome assembly. NCBI's taxonomy places the organism in Eukaryota, Fungi, Glomeromycota, Glomeromycetes, Diversisporales, Diversisporaceae.